This is a messenger RNA of Mobula hypostoma (lesser devil ray), 940 nucleotides long. RefSeq names its product ferritin heavy chain-like. Lineage: Eukaryota; Metazoa; Chordata; Chondrichthyes; Myliobatiformes; Myliobatidae. Gene Ontology annotation, biological process: intracellular iron ion homeostasis; iron ion transport. Gene Ontology annotation, cellular component: cytoplasm. The record is from RefSeq and is a predicted model, not a curated record. Bases 146 to 679 code for a protein of 177 amino acids. Gene Ontology annotation, molecular function: ferrous iron binding; ferric iron binding. The transcript is spliced from 4 exons.
AGCUCAGAAUCCGGGUUGUAUUCUUGCUUCAACAGUGUUUGAACGGAAUAGAACCCAGACCGCGCCAAAACCUCCUUACCUUUUUUUUAAAAACUAAAAAAGAACUUUUUUUGAAGCAACCUUUUUUGUACCGAACUCGUGCAGGAUGUCUGCUCAAGUGCGCCAGAAUUACCACCAGGAAUGCGAGGCCAGCGUCAACCGGCAGAUCAACAUGGAGCUGUAUGCCUCUUACGUCUACCUGUCGAUGUUUGCUUACUUCGAUCGGGAUGAUGUGGCGUUGAAGAACUUCGCCAAGUUUUUCAAGGAUCAGUCCCACGAGGAGCGGGAACAUGUAGAGAAGCUGGUCAAAUUCCAAAACCAACGUGGAGGACGUGUUAUCCUCCAGGACGUUGCGAAACCUGACCGAGAUGAAUGGAGCAAUGGCCUGGAAGCUGUGCGGUGCGCUCUUCACUUGGAGAAGACCGUGAACCAGUCUCUCCUGGAGCUCCACAAACUCGCUUCUGACAAGAACGACCCUCAUAUGUGCGACUUCCUGGAAACCCACUUCUUGCAUGAGCAGGUCGAAGCCAUCAAGAAGCUUGGAGACAUGAUCACCAAUCUGACCCGCAUGGGGGCGCCCCAGAACGGCAUGGCCGAGUACCUCUUUGACAAGCAUACACUGGGAGAGGAGAGCAGCUAAAACGCCAAACCUCAGGAAAUCAGUGUGCCUGUUCUAUUUUCAGCAUACUUCAAUACCUUUCUCUUGAUAGAUGAUUCUUUUAAUUGAGUCGGUUUUUGGUAAUUGUCAUUUUUGAAUUGGGUGUUCACUUGUUUGUGAAAUAAGUGAAAAGGUAUUUCUACUGUGAGAUUUUCAAUCUUUGUACCUGGUUUCUAAAAGACAUUUGUAAACCAUGUGGCACAACUGAGGAUUUGUUGCUUAAAUAAAAGUUGGUAAAAAGUG